AUGACUCGAAACAACAUUUCCAGCUUGGGAUUUGACGUACCAGGAUCCGAUGGUUUUCCGAGCGUGCCAAAAAAUACCUGCAACAGUUGCGUGUGCGGCGUCAGCCGGCAGUCAAGAAUAGUCAACGGGGACGUGACCAACACCAUCGAGUUUCCCUGGGCCGUGGCGAUCACUUACCAAGGCGCCCAUCACUGCGGGGCCAGCCUCAUAACGCGCAAACACCUGCUCACAGCGGCUCACUGCAUCGUUAGGUUCCAGAAGAAGUACUUUGGCCUUCGUUUUGCGGACAACGGGCAUUACCGCAUAAAGUACCUCUCGGUGCAUCCGGACUACGACAGGUCCAGCUACAACAACGACAUCGCUAUUAUCGAACUCGAGAAGCCGGUACCCCUGGACGGAGUCCUAAAGACCGUAUGUUUACCCGAUGCCGCGAGGUUCAAGUACAUCGGGGCGACAGGCGUGGCUAUAGGCUGGGGCCGAAUCGGCGAGGGCGAGCCGGUCAGCGUUGAGCUGCGCAAAGUCGAUCUGCCGGUCAUGUCCGUGGACGAGUGCAAGCUGUCCGACUACGCGGUCAAUCGGCUUACGGACAACAUGUUCUGUGCCGGGUAUCUCGACGGUAAACGCGACGCUUGCGGGGGCUCAUCCUUUUUUUUUUUUUUUUUUUUUUUUUUUUUUUUUUUUUUCCAGGGUGACAGCGGAGGUGCCUUCCACGUCCGCAGCGCCAGAGGUGCCAUGGAGGUCAUCGGUCUCGUGUCGUUCGGCCGCGGCUGCGCCAGGCCCAAGUUUCCCGGUGUCUACACCAAGGUUCCGAACUACCUGGACUGGAUAGCCGCUCACACCAAAGACGAGUGCAUAUGCGCCCCGCCGAGCUGA
Molecule: messenger RNA, 873 nt
Organism: Copidosoma floridanum
Lineage: Eukaryota; Metazoa; Arthropoda; Insecta; Hymenoptera; Encyrtidae
Product: transmembrane protease serine 11B-like protein
Biological process (GO): proteolysis
Molecular function (GO): serine-type endopeptidase activity
Source: RefSeq, a predicted model, not a curated record